Molecule: messenger RNA, 913 nt
Organism: Diuraphis noxia (Russian wheat aphid)
Lineage: Eukaryota; Metazoa; Arthropoda; Insecta; Hemiptera; Aphididae
Source: RefSeq, a predicted model, not a curated record
AUUAAAAACAUCUAAAUCCUCAAUUAUUGUGAAUGUGAAUUGUAAAAUGAGUAAAUUACACAAGGUAUUAAUUAGUGAUGAUUAUCUUAACUCUUAAGUAAAUUUUAAAGAUGUUAAAAAAUUAGAAAUUAUUUGCUUACAAUUGGAACUUUGAGGAAACAUAACAAUAAGUAAAACAAAAUGUUAUUAAGAAACAGAGUUAGUUCACUAAUGCAAAACUUAUAAAACAACACUUGUUUAUUUAUACAGAUAAUAUAUAAUUGUUAUAUAUAUAGCUGUAAAUUGUAUUAGUAUGUGGUGCAAUUAUAAGAAAUUAUUUAAAGGCUUUAAUGUAAAUACAAUUAUUUGUGUAGCUUACAAAAGCCAUUAUGAAGCACUUAAUAUCUCUAAAUCUGCCACACAUAAAGAAAUAAAAGAUGCUUAUUACCGAUUAUCAAUGAUAUACCAUCCAGAUAAAAAUAAAGGAAGUGAAGAAGCUGCAAAACAUUUCCGUGAUAUAACUUCAGCAUAUGAAGUCUUGGGAAAUGUUCGUCAAAGAAAACUAUAUGACAGUGGAGCUAAUCUUAAUCAAAAUCCUUCUCAAYACACUACUAAACAACAACCUUUCGAAUCAAUGUACACGAAAAAUGAUAUUUAUAAAACCAAUGUUCGUGGCAGAGACUAUAAUUUUGAUGAAUGGUCUAAGGCACAUUACACAAAUAUAUUUAAGCGACACUAUGAAACUCGAGAAAAACAUACAAGAAACAAAAUGUAUGAAGAAUAUGCAGCUCGACAAAAUUCAUAUAGUUUAUUGAUGUUUAUGAUUUUUACAAGUAUUUUAAUUUUAAUUACAAUGUUUGAACACUUGAAAAAAAUUCUAAUUGAAGACGACAGAGCCAGAGGAUUUUCUGAAAAAAAUUUACAAGAUGAUUAA